ACACGCUCCACGGUCGCAUCGCACCGCGCCGGAUUACACCGUCGACGUCCGACGUACGGGUGAUGAGAAGCUCGCGCCGCCGUUAGAAGAGACCGCGCCAGCUCUCCACGUGAGUGACUUGCCCGCGUCACGGUGCGCGUUCGCCCGCUGCACUCCUAGGAGGAAAAAAAUACAGCACCUCGCCAGAAAUACGGAGAUCAUGGCGGUGCCCAACAGCGGUGUGGUCAUGCCCCGAAACUUUCGUCUCCUAGAAGAAUUAGAACAGGGCCAGAAAGGUGUGGGUGAUGGCACAAUCAGUUGGGGUCUAGAAAACGAUGACGACAUGACCCUCACACAUUGGACCGGUAUGAUAAUUGGACCACCUAGGACACCAUAUGAAAAUAGGAUGUAUAGUUUGAAAAUUGAUUGUGGUCAGAGAUAUCCAGAUGAUGCCCCUAAUGUAAGAUUUUUAAGCAGAAUCAAUAUGAAUUGCAUUAACAGUGCCACUGGAGCUGUGGAUAAUCGCAGUGUCCCAGUUCUUGCGAAAUGGCAACGAGAUUACACGAUUAAAACUGUUCUUCAGGAGCUCCGUCGUUUGAUGACGUUGAAGGAAAAUAUGAAACUUUCUCAGCCUCCUGAGGGCAGCACUUUUUAGCCUAACCGUAUGAACAGAGAUAUCUUCCUUUUUGCAAUAGCAUGAGGUGAGAUUUAAAUAAAGGUACCAAAUAAUAUUAAAAGGGUGCCCGCUGAAAAUAUAUGUUUAAAAAGAAACAAAAAAAAACACGAAAAAACAGCUUUUGUGGAAGAAAGGUGGUAAUAGCUUGGAAAGUUGAAUGAGUGUGUCGAGUUUAUGUAUAGAUUUAGAUAGAAAAAAUUGACAAAAACACGCAUUUGUCAAGCACAGCUGGUUCGUCGCAAUUUUUCACUAAAAAAUAAUAGUAGUCCUCCGAAACCCCCCCGAUUAUAUUUCAUUGCCUCUACUAUCAUGUUCGCGCACGAGAUAAUGACUCAGUUGUGGAUACGAAUUGGUUUAAGAAAACUCUGCUCCAGCUUUUCCAAGCUAGUACAAUGUAAAGCGGAAAACCAUAUUUUGAAUCUUAAAACUGGAGACACAGACUAUGUAAUAAAAACGAAUAAUCAGUAAGAACAACUUAUGCCUUUGAAGUUUUUUAAUGAGAGAAGAAGAGUAAACGCCUGGUGUUGCGAACUGUUUUAAGAUUUCUCUUUUGUUUGCGCGCAAGUGCCAUUUCAUCUCUCGCAGAGGUGUGUCUCACUCAACGCUACGGUAGAAAAUUUUGUAAAUUCUGGACCACAUCUGUACGUCCGUUUUACUUUUCCGUGCGCUGCGUACCGUUUCAAUUAGAGCGAUCUACAAAGGAAUAACGUACGUGUUUGAGAAAUUGCAACCCUUGAAAAACGGCCUCUCUCUCUUUCACGCUAAACGAAUUGCGUUUCGUAAUCGAUGAGGAGACGUCGCUUUGUAAUCGAAGUAUACAUAAAUGACAAUUUUAUUUGUAGUAUCUCGUAUAUAGCGAAUGAUAUACAAUACUGCAUGGCAGAGUACAUCAAUAUAUGGAGCAUUGCAUGAAUGACAAGAUCUUUUAAUCUAUAUCACAUUUGGACAUAUUGUGAAAGUAUAUUAAUUAUCCGCAUAUGUAUUUGAUUGAUAUGAUUUUAUUAUGUCUAUUGAAAUAUAAUACAAAAACUGCAAAUAUAGUGCUUUUUGUUUGACAGAGCUUCACGAUUGAUGUACGAAAAUUUUUAUUAUAGUUAUCAAAACCGUAUCUAAUUCCUAACAUAUUGUGUAAAGAGCAGGAACAUAUUAAAUCUGAUUCUUCUCAAUCUUUAGUGCAAUUACGAUUAAUAAAUUGCAUGGACUGUAUUGUUGCUGAAAGCUCGAAUUAUAUGCAGCCUAUUAAUGGUCGAUGAUGAUAAAUGAUAUAUGUUCCAGCAAGAAAAUAAUUAUGUUAUUAAAACGUCACCUCGAGAUUUAUAUUAUUCAAAUCGAGAGAAUAUCUUUAUACCUAAUAUUUCAACCAAAGUAGAUUUUGAAAUAUCUCCACGUUUGAUUGUGUAAUGUAAAAAAAUUUUUCCGAUUCCAACAAAGACUAUACAAACCUCUUUGUCCGCUUUGCAUUUAAGUAUUACACUAUCGGUAAUAUAAUAGUGUAAUUUAAAUCAUCCUAUUAAAAAAGUAACAAGUUAUAGCUCCAUGUGGAUGAAAACAAGCUUAAGGAGAAUAAAGUGAUUUCCUUAGA
Messenger RNA from Monomorium pharaonis (pharaoh ant), 2237 nucleotides. It is a transcript of the gene Uev1A, whose product is annotated as ubiquitin-conjugating enzyme E2 variant 2. The transcript is spliced from 4 exons. Bases 200 to 634 code for a protein of 144 amino acids. NCBI's taxonomy places the organism in Eukaryota, Metazoa, Arthropoda, Insecta, Hymenoptera, Formicidae. The record is from RefSeq and is a predicted model, not a curated record. Gene Ontology annotation, cellular component: nucleus. Gene Ontology annotation, biological process: DNA damage tolerance; protein K63-linked ubiquitination.